Funneliformis caledonium is the source of this 330-nucleotide messenger RNA. NCBI's taxonomy places the organism in Eukaryota, Fungi, Glomeromycota, Glomeromycetes, Glomerales, Glomeraceae. The record is from the annotation of a GenBank genome assembly.
AUGCCUAACCAACUUCUUGCCGACUGUUUAAAUGAAGUAUCUGAACAUUUGGAAGAUGAUAAAACUUCACUACAUUCGUGCUUGUUGGUCAAUCGACUUUGGUGUAUGGUUUCAGCUCGAAUUUUAUGGAAAACAUUUUGGAAUUUUAACAUGGAAAAUUUUCUUGGACACGGUCAGCAAAACUUUUACAAUAAAUAUAUAGUGUUAACGCGAGAAAUCUUCAAAAUGCUUAUGAGUCAAAGUUACCUUGAAGGAGCUAGAGGUUACAUUCAAGUACAUUCCAAUCACUCGUUAUGCUGGAGCGAUCGAUUCUUUAAAAAUCUUAGCUGA